AUGAAAAUUAUAUCCUUAGAUGGUUUUCAAAGCUAUGGCUGUGUUGGAAGUGGUUCUAAAAAUGCGAAAAGGGAUCAUUUCAAACCGAUCAGCACUAAAUUCUUUAGCCUCAAUUAUGCAAUAAUAGUACUCUCAGUAUUGUCACUUUUAAUUACAAUAUUUGGGUCAUUAUUUAAAACAUUAAUAAAGGUGUAUUUUUUUUUGGUUGUGAAUAGACUUAUUUGCGCAUUGGUAAUUUCUUCUUUUAUACGCCACAUACGAAAUUUUGACAAAUCAAGUAUUAAAGUACUACUUCCUCUUCAUUUUAUAAAUCAGGCAAACUAUCUCGGAACAUCGAUUACGGCCUUAUCUACAAGAAUUCCAAGCAUUCUAUUUAAGCCUCAAAUGAAUUCGAUGAAUUAUUUAAGCGUUUUUUCAGCUUUCUGUUUCACAUCCAUUUUAGUAAUGGAAAUUAUAAACUUGGUCUAUACCUACGAUAUAUUUUUUAAAGUAGAAAGGAAUUUCAUCAUUUUAAAAUCAGCAGUCAACAACGGUGAUCUAAAAUUAAACUUGUGUGUUUUUAUUAUAUUUGGUUAUUGUUUGUUUGCUGAUUGUAUCUAUUUACUAUUUUCAAUUUUAACAUACAUAAAAUAUACACUAUUUCAUGGAUAUUAUACUGAAAUUAUUCUAAGUUCAUUUUCUGGUAUUUGCAUCUUUAUUUCGGUUACUGGUUUGUUAUUGGGUGUUUCAAUUAUACACUAUUUGAGAUGA
Messenger RNA from Cryptosporidium ubiquitum, 750 nucleotides. RefSeq lists its product as uncharacterized. Lineage: Eukaryota; Apicomplexa; Conoidasida; Eucoccidiorida; Cryptosporidiidae. Bases 1 to 750 code for a protein of 249 amino acids. The record is from RefSeq and is a predicted model, not a curated record. The transcript has a single exon.